Messenger RNA from Impatiens glandulifera, 1840 nucleotides. Its product is annotated as GMP synthase [glutamine-hydrolyzing]-like. Gene Ontology annotation, molecular function: GMP synthase (glutamine-hydrolyzing) activity; ATP binding; GMP synthase activity. Lineage: Eukaryota; Viridiplantae; Streptophyta; Magnoliopsida; Ericales; Balsaminaceae. Gene Ontology annotation, cellular component: cytosol. The coding region runs from base 47 to 1651 and encodes 534 amino acids. Gene Ontology annotation, biological process: GMP biosynthetic process. The transcript has 5 exons. The record is from RefSeq and is a predicted model, not a curated record.
CACCACCACCACAUUCUCUUGCCGCCUAUCUUUCUCUCUUGAAAAAAUGGAUUCCCUCGCCGUGAAAUCCAACUUAGUCUUAAUUCUCGACUUCGGUUCACAGUACACCCAUCUGAUUACUCGCCGGAUAAGAAGUCUCUCUGUGUUUUCUCUCUGUCUUUCCGGCACAUCAUCGCUUAAAGCCAUCACCGACCUCAAUCCUCGUGUAAUCAUUCUCUCCGGCGGUCCUCAUUCCGUUCACUCCCCAAAAGCUCCCUGUUUUCCAGAUGGGUUCGUCGAAUACGUCGAGUCUAAUGGCGUAUUCGUUCUUGGUAUAUGCUACGGCCUUCAGUUGAUUGUUCAGAAACUAGGGGGAGAGGUUAAAAUCGGUGAGAAACAAGAGUAUGGGAGAAUGGAAAUUGAGGUUGAGAGAUCAAGUGGUCUUUAUGGGUCUAAAAGUAUUGGUGAUUCUCAGAUUGUUUGGAUGAGCCAUGGAGAUGAAGCUGUUAAGUUGCCAAUUGGGUUUGAAAUUGUGGCUAGAAGCAGACAGGGGUCGGUGGCAGCUGUGCAGAAUCCGGAGAGGAGAUUUUAUGGGCUUCAGUAUCAUCCUGAGGUGACUCAUUCUCCUCAAGGGAUGGAAACAUUGAAGAACUUCCUUUUUGAUGUCUGUGGAGUUUCUGCGGAUUGGAAAAUGGAAGAUAUUCUUGAAGAAGAAAUUAAGAUUAUCAAUAACAUGGUUGGUCCUGAAGAUCAUGUUAUCUGUGCUUUAUCUGGUGGUGUUGAUUCUACAGUUGCAGCAACUCUUGUUCAUAAGGCCAUUGGAGAUAGGCUUCACUGCAUUUUUGUUGACAAUGGCUUAUUAAGGUAUAAAGAGAGGGAGCGAGUGAUGGGAACAUUCGAAAGUGAUCUUCAUUUGCCCGUGACAUGCUAUGAUUCAACUGAGAAGUUUCUAACUGAGCUGAAAGGAGUGGUGGAUCCAGAAGCGAAGAGGAAAAUCAUUGGAAAAGAAUUCAUUAACACAUUUGAUGAAUUCGCAAAGGAAUUGGAGAAGAAAUUGGGAACAAAACCGACUUAUUUAGUUCAAGGCACUUUAUACCCGGAUGUUAUAGAAUCAUGCCCACCACCCGGAAGUGGAAGGAAUCACUCGCAUACGAUCAAGAGCCAUCAUAAUGUUGGAGGGUUGCCGAAAGAUAUGAAAUUGAAGCUAAUUGAACCACUUAAGCUCUUGUUUAAGGAUGAGGUUCGGGCUUUGGGGAAGAUUUUGAAUGUUCCGGAGCCGUUUUUGAAGCGACAUCCAUUUCCAGGGCCCGGUUUGGCUGUAAGAGUUCUUGGCGAUGUAACAGAAGGAAAUGCGCUAGAGACUCUUCGUCAUGUCGAUGAGAUAUUCAUCGAGUCUAUCAAAGAAGCUGGGAUUUAUGAUUCGAUUUGGCAAGCUUUUGCGGUUUUCUUACCGAUAAGAUCUGUUGGUGUUCAAGGAGAUCAGAGGACUCAUUCUCAUGUGGUUGCUCUUAGAGCGGUUACUAGCCAAGAUGGAAUGACUGCAGACUGGUACAACUUUGAGCAUAAGUUUUUGGAUGAUGUUUCGAGAAAGAUAUGCAAUAGCGUUCGAGGAGUUAACCGUGUUGUUCUAGAUAUUACCUCGAAGCCUCCGUCGACUAUCGAAUGGGAAUGAAAUCAGUAAGUAAUCUAGCGUAGGAACAUAUGAUUUGCAGGUCUUUCGUUUAACAUUGGUUUGUGGUAUUAAUAAUUUAAAUUGCUACAUUAUGUGGGUUGGUUUGUUUUUGGUUUAUCUAUACCAGAUUUAUCGUCUCAAAAGUAUUUUGUACCAUUAAGCGGGUUUUUUACUAUGCGUUGGUGAUCA